AUGUUUUGGCGGAAAUUCUCGAGCGUUGCUCGGGUAGGACUACGUUCUCUAUCUAGAGUGGUUCAAAGAAAAGAUGAACUUCGAUUUGCUGCAAUUUUAGGUGGACAUUUGCGUUAUUUCAGUAGUGAAUCAGCUACAAACAACGCAUCAACUCAGAGACUUUGGAGCGAUAUCGGAGGCGACGAUGUUUCUUCGAAUCCUUUUGAUGAUUUAGGUGCGUGGCAUGAUGCUGAAGCCAAAUCGUUUCUUCAUAACGUUUCAGUGGAUACUGUUGGCAAAAGCACGUCUAUAGGCUAUAGAACAGCAAAUGAAGAUAACUUUCAACUAGUAGAACUUGAACCAGAUUUGGACUAUUUUGCGGUUUUUGAUGGUCAUGGCGGGUCGCUCGCUGUGGAUUUCGUCAGCGAACAUCUUCAUGGUUGUGUCAGACAUUAUUACAGCUACGAUAAAGACAUGGAAAAGGUACUAAUCAAAGCUUUUACCAAAUGCAACGAGGAUUUGGAAAAGUACUGUCACUGGCUAACCGAAAGAGGUAAGAUUUUAAUUGAAACUAAGCUUUUAACAGUGAUAAACAACUGAAGGGUUGAAUUGUCAGUAAAUCGAAACUGUCUAUACGCGAAACAAUAAAUCUGUGAUAUUUCUCAAUUUUUUUAUCGUUGACUGACUUCGAAAACUAUGAAUACUUCUUAGCUAAGUGUCUGUUCCCUUUGCGUACAUCCUGACCUUGACUGUUUAUUCUUCCUCCGAGGAAAUGAUAAUUCAUCACACGCGUGCGUCUCAGAAUGUUUUGAAAGUUGACACUAUGAAAAACCUGGAUCGAGCCAGUCGAUCGAGCACGUGCAUAUCGUGUCAAACUCUUGAAACCAUCAACAGGCUCUUACCACAUCCACUCAAGGAAAUUUAAUGUGAAAGUUCUGUAUGUUGAUGAACGUCAGAAAUUUUUCCCAAAUUUCAUGUGACAAAUGAAGCGGAAAAACUGGCGCUCCAAUUUUAUGUCGCAAUAUUUUGUAUGACAGAACCUCGCGAAGUUCCUGAGUACAGAAUAAAAGGAAAAGAGCCAUAUCCCCGCGAGAUAAUAUUAUUCUCACAUGUCAUAGUUGUUUGUCUGCAUGACUCACCACAUAAGUUAUUUCAGAGUUUCCAGUUCUUAAUACAACUUUAUAGCAUUCUUGCUUUGUUGUUACGCAUGAAUUAGCAAUAUUAGAGUCUUCCGCUGUUUAUUGAGUGGGAACAUAGUUACUUUAAUGAAUUGGUCACGAUGACUCAAGAUGGUGACAGGGGAUGCAACAGGACUAACGUCAGUUGUCAUGUCCUAUACACAAAGACAGCAGAUUUGCAAUAAAAAAACUCAGGCACAUCAGGCCUUAGUUUGAACAAGGGACUGUUCAACAACAAUAAAAACUCCUGCAUUCUUUCCCAACUAAAAAUACUGUGCUUGGGAUGUUCAAGGGUUACAAACAGUCAAUUAUAUUGUCUAAUCUGCCACUAACAAAACUUACCUUAUUGUGGGACAUAAAUGCUCCAUGAAAUUAAGGCAUUGGAAAUUAAAGCGACUUACAUUGAUGUGAAUUUAAUAGAAAACAACUUUCAAAUAAAGAAAAUUAACGCAAAAAAGAGGGUAACAUUUCAAAAAUAUUAAAUUAACAGGGUGUUCACAAAGAACGAAAACUACUGUUGAGACAACAGAACAACGUUAAACCUACAUGUGUAUAAUUCAUAAUGGCAACUUUGUAUGUGGUACUUUCCAUAAACUUUCCUCAAACUCAUUAAUAAUUCAUAAAGAAAUACAAAGGAAAUAAUAUUUAAUGGGGGUUUGGAAAUCAGAUGAAAAACUGCUAUUUUUUGAAUCCUUAAUUUCUCUUUCUAAAAUCAUUUUGUUUGAGAAGUAAUAUAAAGCAUGCCGCACAGCUGUGUUUCAUCACUAGAUGAAACACUUCGAAGUUCGUCAGAAAUACUCCGCUGCGCGUCGUAUUUUCAACCCUCUUCUCAGUGUUUCAUCUGGUGAUGAAACACUUCAUCUCAUGCUUGAUAUAUUACUCAAAAUGGGGUCAAGUUAAAAAAAUCUUUAAUGGUUCUUCACCAUUUCACUGAUUCUGGUGAUCAAAAAUUAUCUCCAUCCUGAGGUAAAAUACUCCUCUUUCUUAGAUGGCAAGUAUUUCAAAUUGUAUAGAGAAUUUGGGGCCAAAAUAAUGCAAAUUAAUGUUGCACUUAAUAAAUGGCAUGUAAAUAUAAUAUUAACGUUUACUGAAAUUAAAAUGUGAAUUUUUGAAAUUUGCAUUAAUUAUUUCACAAAGCAUGAAUGGUAUUGUUAUACUCCAGUCAGUGAAUGGUAAUAAUAAUAAUAAUAGUAAUAAUAUAAUAAUAAUAAUAAUAAUAAUAAUAAUAAUAAUAAAACAUUUAGAUAAGUUUAUUGUGUUUUCUAAUUAGACAGUUUUUAAUUAUUGUUUUAGGUGACAGAGAAAAUGUACAGCACUGCGGUACAACAGCAACAGUAGCACUCCUACGAGAUGGCACAGAUCUAACUGUGGCCAGUGUUGGUGACAGUAGUGCUUUAAUUUGCCGACUGGGUGAUGCUGUUUCAUUAACAAAUGCUCACCACCCCACAAGAGAGGAUGAACUGCAAAGAAUAACAUCAUUAAAUGGCUGGAUUGAUUGGGGAUUUGAUGCAAUGGUUAAUGGAAAACUUGCUAUGACUCGCUCAAUUGGAGACUUUCAUCUAAAGCCUUAUGGUGUGAUAGCAACCCCGGAGAUAACACAGCUGAAGCUUAAUCAUCAAACUGAUUCUUUUAUUGUUCUACAUACUGAUGGCAUUUCACAUGUCAUGUCUGAUAAGGAGAUAACAGAAAUUGUACGGAACUGUCCUGAUGCUGAGUAUGCUGCAAAUGUACUAACAUCGUGUGCGCUGCAGUAUGGUUCAGAGGACAAUGUCACGGCGAUAGUUAUUCCCCUCAGAUUGUGGGGAAAGCAUCGCACACAGCAGAUUUCAAAGGAACUGAGCCUGUUAAAAAAUAUGCGAAUUAAAUAUAAUUAGCUAGUUUUAGACAGAAGUUUGUAUAUAGUUAGAGUAGAUCUCACUAGUGGGACAUGCAGGUAAGGAGGAGAUAAAGGUUUGUGGGUGGGGCUGUAAGUGGAGGGUUAUAAAGGAUGUGUUACCAAAAACAUUUAAUGGUUGAGGUUGUAUUAUAUUCUAUUCUUUGUCUAUUUAAGGGAUGUAUGUAAGAAUAUACAGUACUUAAAGUAGAGAGCAAUAAUAACUUCCAAAUGCAUGGUUUUUAUGUGAAUUUUGAAUGGGCAUAAAACAUGCCUCAGUCUGCACACUUAAUUGCUAUAAUAAGCUCACAAAAUAAUUUAUUAGUAAUUGCAGUGGAACAAGGGUGAAGUUUGGGUGGACAGUUCUGCAUAAAUCACACUGUACAGUAUUUUGUCAACUCAAGCCUUGGGUUCACUGAGGUGCUGAGAUUAAAAUCUUGGCAGGAAUGCAGGAGUUUAAGAAUGCAAAAAAGUUUGCCUAAGUAACUGUGUAGAUAAUAUCUUUUAUUGUAAUAUUAU
This is a messenger RNA of Porites evermanni, 3549 nucleotides long. The record is from the annotation of a GenBank genome assembly. Lineage: Eukaryota; Metazoa; Cnidaria; Anthozoa; Scleractinia; Poritidae.